GCCAGUCCGAACUCGACCGCCGUUGAAAGUGGAUCGUUCAGCGCGACACUUCCCCACCGAAAUCGCCGAGUGCUGACGCGCGACGUGAUACCCAUCGGGGCAGUGGAAGUGUUUCGGCGCGUAAACUUAUAGCGCCGUUCGCGCGCGCGUCGGAGCGCGCAUCCCUCUUCCUCCGUUUAUCGUAGCGUGCUAGGCGUCGCGUUCUCUCCCUCGCGAUCUCGAGGAUCGACGGAUAUUCCUCCGUCCGGUCGGGAGAAGCGAGAUAUACACGCUUUCACGAGAAAAACGGAGGGAAAAGAAAAAAGACAAAAGCCGAAAAAGGAAGAAAGUGGAGAAGGGAUGCGCGUGGCGUGCCGACGCUCGUAGGGGUCUUAUUUUGCGCGGGACCGCGGGAAAGCGCGUAAACAUGACCGCGUGAAGCGCGGUUCUCCUUUUGCGAGGUAGAGCAAAAUUCUCCGGAGACGGAGACGCGCAGCAGGACCGCCGCAAUGGAUCGCGUCGUUACCUACGCGUGCAGGCGGUAGUGCUCGUAAGCCGGGGGGUGCUCGGAGCAUCUACGCGGGCGAGAGGAUUUUCAUUUAUCGCCGAACCCCGCGCGCUUUCUCCCUCGGCUCUGCCCCCUCGUCCGCCAUCCCCGUCCCCGUUCUCGUUCCCCGUUUCUCCGUUCUCUUGUCCGCCACCCGCGAGAAUCGUCCGCGCCGCUUAUGAUGGAUAUAUUCUCGACUGGAUUGCUCGGGCCGAAUGGAUUGUCGAUCAACAACGAGAUAGCGACCUAUCACUCGUCCUAUUGCUCACCACCGAUCACGGAAGCGUCCCGAUCUGGUUACGAUUCUAGCAGCGGUGGAGAGUCCGACAACGAGUACAGCACACCGGCUAGUCAGGGCAAUCAAGUACAAAAUCAAGUGUCUAAUCAAAUUCCCGCAAACAUCAAUUACGGACAAGGGAAACACAUAAAUAAAGGACGUUGGACCAAAGAAGAAGACGCUUUAUUGAAACAGCUAGUGAGCAACGCGGAACAGCAAGGCACUGGUCUGCGAUGGGACAUCAUAGCUGGCCAGUUCCCGGAUCGGAGCGACGUACAGUGCCAACAGAGAUGGGCGAAGGUCGUGAACCCGGAGCUGGUCAAGGGCCCGUGGACGAAGGAGGAAGAUGAGAAAGUGGUGGAACUUGUAGAUAAAUAUGGCCCGAAAAAGUGGACGUUGAUAGCGAAGCAUCUUAAAGGCCGGAUUGGCAAACAGUGUCGAGAACGAUGGCACAAUCACUUGAAUCCGGAGAUAAAGAAAACAGCAUGGACGGAGGCUGAGGAUAAGGUAAUCGUCGAGGCCCAUCGUAGGGUCGGCAAUCAAUGGGCAAAGAUCGCUAAGCUUUUGCCGGGCAGGACUGACAAUGCUAUUAAAAAUCAUUGGAAUAGUACGAUGAGAAGGAAAUAUGAAGGCGAAGAAGGAAGAACUGCGACCAAAGGCAGAAGCAAGAGGAAAAAUACGCAAGGCACUACCGCAAGGGAUCCGCUUCUUCUGGAAGAUGAACAGAGUCAGAUGAAGGCCUCGACUAGCAGUUCAACGGCGGGUAGCUCUUCGCAGACUCUCAACUUCGAGUCUAUUGAUUGGAUCAGAAAUUGGGAACAGCAUGUUGGGAACAGCAUUGCAGCGGGAUACCACGCGCUACAGCUAAACAGGCAUACACACGACGAUGAGAAAUGUGCAUCUCCGUCGAAAAGGGAAUCUUCGCGAGCCAAAGCCGAGACAGCCUCGCUAGUACCCAAAUAUUUCAACCUGCAACAAAUAUCAACCGAGACAUCCGGUUCGAAGAGCUCGGAGAUAAAGCUGAUGCCGAUGCCCGACUUGGAAGACAUACCCGAGCAGCACGUGGAGAAGAAGAGUCAGCCACCUAUAUUACGCAGACGCAAAAACGCGCACAGUUUGCUGCAGAGGAUAGACAUCUCCGACAACGGGAAUCAGUCGGAUUACAUCAUAACGAGCCAACAAGUGCAAACGGGAAACACCACCCCCUCGACUCCUAUCAAACAACUUCCGUUCAGUCCUUCGCAAUUCCUCAACAGCCUGAGCCCGUCGGAGACGUCGUGGCCGCGCGCGAGUACGCCCAAGGCGAGCAGUCCUGGCCCGCUUACGACUCCACAGCCUACCGGUUUCCGACGAAGUCAAAAUGACGGUAUUACACCAAGAACACCAACGCCGUUCAAAAACGCUCUUGCCGAGCUCGAACGACGAAGCGGAACGGCACAGUUGCCCUCUACUCCUAGUCGCCUGGACGCACUGACCGAAAUAAUAAAGCAGGAGGUUGAAAACGAGGCUGGAACAAGUACGAUUCAGGAAGAUUCGGGCUACAACAGCAUGAUACGAAGGCGCGGUAAAGAGAACAGUGCUCCAGGAGGGAAGCGCGCGCGGAAGGCUCUUUGUCAGGCUUGGGCAUCUCAGGAUAGUUCCGACAUUAGUUUCCUUGUGGAAACACCAAGUAAAAGUUUGGAGACUUCCACACUGUUCUCACCCGCAUCUAUGGCAUUGGAAGAUAGCUUUUUGACGGCAGGACCCAGUCCUACAAAGACUCCUCACGACUUUACGUCCGUACAACAACGGAAGCCGAAUGCCAAGAGAGCGAUCACGUUUGACGCAUUCGACAGUCCUUAUUGUAUCUUCAGCCCUCUGCCUCUCAGGCCGGUAAAACGCACCAAGACACAAUUGGAAGCGCAGUGGAUAACAGUGGCGUGCGGUCGUACCCGCGACCAGCUUGACAUGACCCGCGCCGCCCGACGCUUCUUGAGCAAUCAUGGAUAUGUGCCGUUGCGCCCACGUUCUUUGAAUUUCUGAGAACAAGAGGAAGGAAUGUAAAAAGCAAAAUACCGGCGCUCGCGGUCGCACUUUGUGGUACAAAAGACGAAAUCGUUAAACUAGUCGUAGAUGAAGAUGUAAGGGCGCUUCCGUUUCAGGAAGGCGCGCGGAUCACUAUCGGUUAUUUCACGCGCUAUGAAUUCGAGAUGUAAAUUAAGCGACGAAUUCGAUCGGUUGACCUCGAUGUGCGUGGAUUAACUCUACACUGCGCGGGUGACAAAGAGGGUACCUUGGAAAAAAAAGCGGAAAUAAAUGAUGGUAAUAACUCUUUCCUUAAUCCUCGGGGAUAACCGAAUUAGACGUGGAUCUAACAUGGAAAUGAACAUAUACAUAUAUCUUCUCUCCUCCGUCUCUUAAACAUCUUCUUUUAAAAAUUAGCAUUUUUAACCGUGCAUUCGUUUCGAAAAAAAAAGUAUAGAUUAUUUAUUCGAACGAUUGUGUGUGUGACACUUUCUAUUGGAAAUUAUUUAUCAUUUGUUGGAGAUUAUUUAUUCGAACGAUUGAUACUUUCUAUUGGAAAUUAUUUAUCUUUCUCUUGCGAGAAAACUGAAUAUAUAUAUGCAAUAAAAGCAGAUGUAGGAGAUGGAGCGAAGAAGUAGCUGUUUCACGAUUUGCAAAAUUUAAACAUUAUGUCACUUUGUAGAAUUGUUCUGUAUUUUGUGAUUUCUUUUUGGAUAUAUUUAUAAAUAUAUAUAUGUAUAUAGCACAUGUAUGUAUAUAUCACGGCGAUCUUGCGCUGCGCGUGAACUUGCCGCGAGACACUACAGUGUCUCUUGAUAUACACACAUAUAGCACAUAGUAUACAUAUAAUACAUAUAUAUCUUUUAUAUAAUGUAUUUAGAUGUAGCCAACAUGCUAGUUUCCCUCCUCAAGCUAGAAUUCUAGAUCCACUUCUGAAGAGGUGCUAAUGAUAGAGUACUGAUAAAUUGAUUCUGUGUAAAGAAAGGAGACCAGGUUCAACCCGUGUGCGCACCGUAGAGUUGAAAGUUUCUCGUCGUUGUACGAAGUUAUGCGUCGUUGUAGAUAUCGUCGGUAAUUUUGGACGCGUCGAGUGCAAUUUGUUGAAUUCGCUUAUACGUAACAUAUACGAAAGCCACAGUGCAACCGAAUUUUCAUCCAGGAUCACGGGGUUGUUGCACUUUAUCGACUUUAAUUCCGUCGCGCCGUUCUCGCCGGAGGUGUAAGUAAUACGAAAAUAGAUCUUUGGCGUCCACGUACGGGAUAAUAAGAAGUAGGAUACUAUAUAUAAUUUUGUAAUUUUAUUUACUACUUUCCCUGUAAACUCCGUCCCGUGGAAGAAUGAUUUCAGUCUGCGUAUUUGAUUAAACGGAAGAGAAGUUUAAAAAAAAAAAAAAAAAAAAAAACCGCGGAAGAUAUAAGUUUAAAACACAAGCAAUAAAUAAACAGCGUCUAUCCCGUGACAUUAAUACGGUUACCAACCUAGAGGCGAAUUUCUAGGGAGGUAUUUCUGGCAGACGGAAAUCAUUCCUUCAUAGAACAAAAACCCGCAAUAAAAUAUAACAGUUCUGCUUCUGUUU
Molecule: messenger RNA, 4384 nt
Organism: Temnothorax curvispinosus
Lineage: Eukaryota; Metazoa; Arthropoda; Insecta; Hymenoptera; Formicidae
Gene: Myb
Product: myb protein
Exons: 10
Coding region: 705-2825 (706 amino acids)
Biological process (GO): regulation of DNA-templated transcription
Cellular component (GO): nucleus
Molecular function (GO): DNA-binding transcription factor activity, RNA polymerase II-specific; RNA polymerase II cis-regulatory region sequence-specific DNA binding
Source: RefSeq, a predicted model, not a curated record